Messenger RNA from Naumovozyma dairenensis CBS 421, 753 nucleotides. It is a transcript of the gene EFM5, whose product is annotated as protein-lysine N-methyltransferase. Gene Ontology annotation, molecular function: protein-lysine N-methyltransferase activity; nucleic acid binding. The record is from RefSeq and is a predicted model, not a curated record. Bases 1 to 753 code for a protein of 250 amino acids. NCBI's taxonomy places the organism in Eukaryota, Fungi, Ascomycota, Saccharomycetes, Saccharomycetales, Saccharomycetaceae. Gene Ontology annotation, biological process: methylation. The transcript has a single exon.
AUGUCAGAUUUUGAUUUUAACGAAUUAUCACUUCCUGCAGACACAUUAGCACUUCUUCAAGAAUUUAGGCAAGAAGAAGAGGAACGUCAAAAGGAAUUUGAUAAAUUAUAUGAUGCAACAGAUGAAACGUAUCAAAAGAAGAAAAGGGAAGAAGGUAUGAAUCUUUUCAAAGAGGAUUGGCAAUUAUCUCAAUUUUGGUAUAGUGAUUCUACCGCGGAUAUAUUAGCGGAUGCUCUUUUGGAAGGUGCAGAUGAAGAUACUGUUAUUGCAGUGGUCAGUGCACCAUCUGUUUACGCUGCUAUUCAAAAAAGACCUGAUUCUGAAAUACCAACGAAACAUAUUUAUUUAUUCGAAUACGAUAAAAGAUUUGAAUUAUUAGCAGGGAAGGAACAUUUUGUAUUUUAUGAUUAUAAGACACCUGAUGAAUUUGAUAGUGAUAUUAAGGGGAAAGUGGAUAGAUUGUUGAUUGAUCCACCAUUCUUGAAUGAAAAUUGUCAAACCAAAUCAUCGAUUACAGCAAAGACUUUGUUAGCACCAAAAGGUGAUGGCAACAAUGCCAAGACGAAAAAUGGUGUCUUGAAACAUCGCCUGAUGUCAUGUACAGGUGAAAGAAUGCAUGAAAUUAUAUCUAAAGUAUAUCCUGAUACUAAGAUCACUACUUUCCUUCCUGAACAUGGGAAUGGGUUAAGUAAUGAGUUUAGAUGUUAUGCUAAUUUUGAAUGUUCUCAUUGGAAAUUUGACCCAAAGCAGUAG